AUGGCUUUGAGCCCAGAUGCAAACAUCUAUAAAGGAUUCUGGACAGACUGGUCAAGAGGGAAGAUAUGGGGCCUCACCUGGACGCUUCAUCCCACAGAAGCGGUCAUCUUCACCAACUGCAUGGCUUUGUUUGUCACUCUUUUUGGUGCUCAACUGUGGACUAUUGUCCGAUACACCCUACACCAAAUGAGUUCGCCAAAUGAACCUAAUAUUUCAACUCCACAUCUCAACAAGCAGCAGGUCAUCCUGAGAAAUGCAAGCAGUGGCGUUAGUACCGCACGACUGAUGUUGAAAUUGGCCUGGAAAUCACGACGAAGCACGGGCAAACGUUCAAAGCGCGCUUGGUCAAUCGGUCUCAUUGCGAUACUUUACGCAGUUUUGGUCAUGGUCAUCGAGCUUUUCUCAAGUAAAGCAAUAGGAGUUUCACAGAUAAAUGGUGGGGAUCCAGUCCUAUCACGCAGUCGGCACUGUGGAAUAUGGAAUGACACAUACUAUGGGAUUGUGGUCGAUCAAAGUUACACUACUGAGAAAGAGCUUGGACUUAGUGUCCAGUAUUACGCCAAUGUGGCAAGUGAGGUUCAACUCAGUUACGAGUAUGCGCAGGAGUGCUACAUGUCAACUCCAGUCAACAACCAGAAGUCCUCAACGUGCAGCACGAUGAAGAAAGCGAAAAUACCGUGGCAAGCCGCUGAAGGCCCUUGUCCGUUCGCAGAAAAUUUGUGUCAGAGUGAUUCAAAAGCCCUUGUCUUGGACACAGGCUAUAUAGACUCGUAUAAUGAUUUGGGAAUCAACGCAGAACCCAAGGACCGUUUGAAAUAUCGGAGGAUUACAUCAUGUGCAGUCGUCAAUGGAACUGGCCGCGUUAUUGGGUGGGACGGUCAAACAUCAAACAGCAACGAUGAUCCUGAUUCUCGAGAAUUCGCUUAUGCCCGUUUUGGACCCUCCACUUACAAAAACACAGAUUACACCUACUCGCUCUCAAACUUCGCUUCCUUCUACGACAAUUUCACUGUUCAGGUCACCAAUCCAUAUCAGCUGAAUGUCCAGAGAGCUAUGGGACUUGCUGAUCCACAAUGGAGUCCUAGCGAUUUUGACCCCAUCCCGGAAUUGGCACAAGUGGGUGAUCUGACACUCCUGUUCUUGAGUUUCAACGGCAUGUACUUGGGUCAGGUCGACGAUCCAUGGUUCUCGGCGCAUGGUGAGCAUUCAUUCAACACAAGCCUCCCUUUCUUGAAUCAGCGGUAUACGCGCGAUGCAGCAAUUAGUACCCUUGGAUGUACUGAACAACAUCAAUUCUGUAAUGAAGAAGAUAGGUGCACCGGACUGCUUGGCUUCGACCAAGUUCAGAAUGACAACUUUUUCAAUACCGGACUGUCACCUCAGCAAAACGCUACAUUCGAUCGGAUGCUACGUGCAGUUGUCGCUUCUACUCUAAGAAAUUCCGUGGAGUACCUGGCUUUGACCACUACGCCAAUUUUGGCAAGCAAAUCAAUAGCUUCUGGACGCAGCGGCGCGGUCGUUUCACGUGCUCUGCCUGAUGACCAGUGGAAGACUGAAUUACAAUAUUGGCAUUCCGUCUCAAUGUCCCAUUUGCAGCGAACCAUGGUACAAUGGGUUACAGGGCAAAUUGCCCCCGAACCAGAGUACCUGCAGGCUCCCAUUGCUGAACAAGACAUUUGGUUUUGCAAAAGCUUGAUUAUACCAUCCGCAGUCUACUCUUCAUUCAGUGUCAUGUCGAUAAUUAUUAUCUUUGUCUUUGGGAUCUUUGUGAUUAUUGCAAGUCUCAACGUUGAGAAAUUGGCUCGUUGGAUUCGAAAACUCUUGCGGAAACAGAAGUCCAAGAAUACUUGGAAUGACGACCACAUGCUGGGGAUAAAGGCUCAUAGAAAUAAAUCACCGAAAACCACAAUCUCGGAGAAAGACUAUGAGCAUCUUCAUCCAAUGGCUCAACAACGCGGGAGCGAAAUCUUUGAAUGGGAGAAGAUCCCACCAUUACCGGAAAAACAGGAAGACAAGAUCCGGCCAAGGGAGGAGAAGGCCUUUCCCAGUUUCAAGGACCGCCUAUCCCCAUCACACGCCUGGUCUCCAGAUAAUGCUCCUCCCCGGCCAAGAAGAGACUCAAAGGUGUCCCUUCUCUUCAAAGAGUGUGAGAUCACAGCACCGGAGAUGCCUAAAAAAGCGAUGUCGGGAUCGAAAGAGAAGCGAUACUCGAGACUGUACUUGAGACCAUCCCUCUCUCCUCGCCGAGCAAAAGCGCCUAGCCACCUGGAUGGUCAACAAGACAUAUGGAUCUGA
Messenger RNA from Exophiala bonariae, 2295 nucleotides. RefSeq lists its product as uncharacterized. The record is from RefSeq and is a predicted model, not a curated record. NCBI's taxonomy places the organism in Eukaryota, Fungi, Ascomycota, Eurotiomycetes, Chaetothyriales, Herpotrichiellaceae. The transcript has a single exon. The coding region runs from base 1 to 2295 and encodes 764 amino acids.